This is a messenger RNA of Rotaria sp. Silwood2, 342 nucleotides long. Lineage: Eukaryota; Metazoa; Rotifera; Eurotatoria; Philodinida; Philodinidae. The record is from the annotation of a GenBank genome assembly.
AUGGUGAUAAUAUGUAUUUUACUAGGUAGUAGUUCCUUUCAAAAUCCAUAUCCGGAACCACAAUUCGGCAAUCAACGACCGCCACCAAUGCCAUCAGCCAAUGGGCCAAGUUAUCAAAAUCCUUAUCAACCGGCAAAUCCAUAUCAACAAUCAAACCCCUAUCAACCAUCAAAUCAAUAUCCACCACCAAAUCCUUAUCAAUCACAGCAAGGCGGUUAUCCACAAAAUAAUCCACAACAACAACCAUUUCAAAAUCCUAAUGCACCAUCAUAUUCUCAACAGCCUCAAGGUGGAUAUCCUCAGUACGGUCAACAACAGCCAUAUCAACCAUUUGGUUUGUAA